Drosophila pseudoobscura is the source of this 3378-nucleotide messenger RNA. RefSeq lists its product as uncharacterized. NCBI's taxonomy places the organism in Eukaryota, Metazoa, Arthropoda, Insecta, Diptera, Drosophilidae. The record is from RefSeq and is a predicted model, not a curated record. Bases 155 to 3190 code for a protein of 1011 amino acids. The transcript is spliced from 3 exons.
CUUCGAAAGAACCCAAUCAGCCAGGCAUAGCUGAAUAUAAAACGUAAAAAUCUAUCAAAACUAUUUUUGGCAUUUUAGUAAAGAAAAAAAGUUAAGGCGCAGAACGUAAAGCGUCGAACUGUUUAUCGACUUGGAUACGUAUUGCGAGCUCGGCAUGGAACACCUCGAUCGGUAUCAUGGGCAGGCCUCACGUCUUGACUCGGAGGGCAAUCGCAACGAUCCCCCUUCGAAGUCAAUCCAACGCCGCAUCGACAAUACUGAGAAGAACUCAUCAGAGACAAACAACACAGCCAGUGCUGAUCCCAAAAUGUGGCUUGGAUCAUUAGACAGCGACUACUCUUUGCUUGGAUCACCCGAUAGUGGCAGCAGCGACUACUCUAUGUUUGGAUCAUCCGAUAGUGACGAGGGUAAGUGCUGCCGCGACAGCUACAAUCACGAUCAGGGAUCUUCAAGGCUCCUGUGUUCAAAAAGUGACGCCAGUUCUCCUAUUCGCAAAGGUUCCAGCUCCCCGGACGAGAGGAUGACACCCGAAGAUCCAAUGCCAUACGAUUUAAGCAUAAAACGCAACCGUCCAAUGGACAUAUGUACAACCAUGAGCAUCACCCCACCAUCUUCGGUGAGCUUGGCUUCAUCUGAUCCCUUGUCCACGGAAUCGACCCCGGUCUAUCCGUCAAGCAGCAGCUUGGAGAUGCCACGCCAGUCUUUUGUGGAGUGUCCUCCUCUGUCACGCCAACCAUCGCCCCCACCAGGUACGUCUGUGCCCAUAGGCAUGAACGAAAUUUCAGAGCAGGAGGGAAGAGCAGCUGACUUGAAGGAUAAGUUAAAAAUUAAGCGGGUCAGGGUCCUAGUGAUGGUGGAGACCGAGGACCACCAUAAAGAGCAAUCCGAGGAUAAACCUAAGAACAUCACAGCAAAUCCUAAACACAAGGACACUUACCAAAGAUGCAAUACCCAGUCAAUGCCCUCUGCAGAACAUACUUCUGCAACCCCCUCAUCGUCCUAUAUGACAUUAUACAGAGUACCUGGCCGCUCUUAUCAGCUGUCUGCAAGCGUCAGCCAGGAGGACUCUUCUUCACUAAAGGGAGACCGGUUAACGAGCAAGGAGGACAUUAAUACUCUGACGGGAGAACUGUUGAAGAACCAACUGAUGACCCGUCACCUGAUGCCGUUGAAGUCGCGAAUACCGACGCCAGCGAUGCCCGACAAGCCGGUGGGACCCAUUCUUUACAACGCCGCUGGGUGUAAGAAUAGACAGAGUUGUUCGGGCGAUGAAUUGGAACUUCAGUUCGAGCCAACAGAUGGUCAGAGCGGUCGGCCAAGAAGGAGCGUCUUGGGUGAUCUCUCGAAGCUUCCAGAUACAUGGACCGAUGGAAGAUUCACACCACAAUCGAUGUCGUCCCAAUCGUUCGAGUCCAUUGGAGGCAUCGACGGUGCGAUGAGCUGGAACUCAGGUGUUUCCGCUAUGCGAACCGAGGCGGAUACGGACAGAUCAAGUAUGUGGGAAGGGAAACGGCCAGCGAGGUUCAAGGGCCAGAAGAUACCACGGGAAGGCGACUUUCGGAGCUAUUUUGAGUUGGACGAGGUAUCGAUAAAGAUCCUGUGGACCGUGGCCUACCACCAGCCUACACUGGUGGGUUUGCAUGAUCGAAUUCUGGGCUGCAUGGAGAGAUUCUAUCACCACCGCUGCCCAGUUCGUGACGAGUUGAUCUUCCAGUGGUACCUAUUAGAAGGCUUUUACCCUAUAUUUUGGCUUCUGGAGGCACCUCUAGAAGAGGUGAUACAGUCGUCCGAUGAGCAGCUGGACAUGAUGAUCCAGGAGUUUACGUAUAGUGACCGCAUUUCGCAGAGUAUCCCAGUGACUGAGGACAUGGCCAAAUAUAUGGUCUGCGCAUACUUUCGCGUCCUCUACAACUACGCCAUAAACAGGAAAAUGGACAUUCUCAGUCGCACUCUACUCCGUUGCCGCUUCGCCGUGCACGUGGUGGAGGUGUUCAUGUUGGAGCAGCGUAAGCGUCCGCUCGGAGACACGAUCAACAGCUUUGAAUUGUAUAAAUGGUCUUGGAUACACGAGGGCCGCCUGAAAACCAUCUUGGAGGAGCCCUUGCAAACCGGUAACGAGCGGGCCACUCAGGCCGAGACUCAGGGGCUGUGCAUCCGCACCCCAAACAGCGACUCUUUCAGCGAGUUUUAUGUUAACCAGCAGCUUCCGCGACCCGAUUUCCAUGCCAUCAACAACGUCAGUGUCGGUCUGCGCCGGUAUAUUAGCAAGAGCUUUUCAGAGACUUUAAUUCCCUGUAGCUUUCCUUGCCCCAUUCAAGGCUGUGGACAAGAUCUGAGCCCGAGUAUCGUGAUGUCACAUUUCCUCACCAACCACUGCCGCCGCAUGGAAGAGAUCUGGAUGGGCGACCGCAUGAUCUGCCUGUUCUCCCCGGUCUGCUAUCCCCCCCGACUGAACUACUGCAUUUGCAUGUUGGCCAUACUGGACGGAAAGCACAAAACUAAAUCGCACCGCCCCCGGUACAUCCGAAAUUUGGGUUUGCCAACGCGUGAACUUUACUUUGCGGAGCACCUAUUAGUCACUGUGAUGUUCGCCAAGAUCGACAAGAGUGCACUGGUACGUGAAACCAUUGAAAGCGAUGAAUUCCAUGAAAACGAGUUGGACACACCUCGCACUGCGUUCUCUUUGUCGGAUGCUGUGGAUUUCCAUAAUACCGAAUAUCUUCCGGAAAUUAUAGACAAAAAGGAAGUGAAGGUGGAACCGAACCCCGAUCUGGAUGAUGAAGAGAAGACUGAUGUAACAUCCGAUUCAAUUUAUCCACGGGCUGGUCCAGUGCACUUUCCUGAAACGGAGCCACAACCUGUUGACGAAAAUCAGCUCUACGUAUUUUGGCUGAUGAGCCAUGACAAGCUCCCCCGGGAUGUGAAAGUUCGCUUAUAUGUCUACGCGCAUGAGCGCGGCGUGUGUGGCGAGAACCGCAAUUUGCUCAAGCCCAUUCGUAUGUCCAAGUUUAUCGAUGUACCCAAUAUGUUGGAUAACCAUAAAGACAGCUGCUUGAUCAUGGAUCAUCCCACCAUGGCCGCGAUUUCCAGCAACUUUAAAGACAUUGUUUAUGUGGACGCUCGCCCCGUGUAUGGGGAGCGAUAUAGUGCUAAUGAAUCCAGCGAUGAGAUGUGGGUUGUGCAGCCAUAGAAGUAUAAUACAUAGGUUCUAAAACUCCCUCAAGAAAAAUGAUGCCUAGCCGAAGCGUCUAACUUCUCUAUACAGGCUCCCCUUAAAGCACCCCAGAGAGCACUUAUUUCCUUUUUGCGUGUCCCUUUGUGGUCACUUACUAAAUAUAUUUUUGUCAUUCAGAUGAAUAAAAGAUCAAAGGUUGUCUU